Messenger RNA from Hippopotamus amphibius kiboko, 7327 nucleotides. RefSeq names its product small integral membrane protein 10-like protein 2A. The coding region runs from base 5377 to 5580 and encodes 67 amino acids. The record is from RefSeq and is a predicted model, not a curated record. Lineage: Eukaryota; Metazoa; Chordata; Mammalia; Artiodactyla; Hippopotamidae. The transcript has a single exon.
AAUUGCCUCUGCAGCUAGCAGAUGCCAGGGAAGAAGGUGAAAUCAUAGAAUCUGUUUAACUGGGUCUGCUAAAGAUCUCCCUGUGAGCCUUUCACCUCCUACUCUUGUUACGAUUAUGUUGUUGGAGUUUUUGAUUUUUGAAAAUUGAGUUGGGUUUUUUUUCAUACAUGUUACAUAAUGCAGAUCUCCUAAGUUAAAAGUUUUGUAUUUAAGACAGAAUAAUUUCCAGAAAGUUAUUUUGAGACAUCACCUUUAUCUGUAAUGGUUUGUCUCUCCUUUUUCCCCUGAUCAAUUUUUAUUGAUACUGUUUUUGGAAACUGACCAAAAUUGAAGGAAAUGUAGAAUAAAAGAGAGUUUCCCAAAUGGUGUUUAAAAAACAAACAGGUUCAAGAGACUUGAAGGAUCUUUUGUUUCUUGGGAUUUUUUUUUUUUUUUUUUGAAUUAGGAUUAUUGUUUGUUCCUUGGUGCUUGAGGCAUAUUCAUAUAACCAAAGUUUAGGAACUGGGAACUUCAUGGUGAUUUGUACAUAUUGAAGUUUCUCUGGUACUCAAAGGUUAUACAGUUAAUAAAUUUUCAUUAACAAAUCAUUUGUCAAACUCCCAUAUCAUCUGUAUUUUAUAUACAUAUAUAAAUAUAUGUUCUUUAAGUGUGUCUACAUGCAAGCACAUAAAAUCUGAAUAAAACUGGAAUUGUGGAAAUAAUUAGGUUUAGGCUUUGUUGGGACUCUUUAAAAUCCUUUAUUUACAAUUCCGUCCAUUUAAAACAGGCAAACAUAAUGUCUCUCAGAAGUUAAAGCCAAUGCCAAUUCUGUGUUGACUGAGAGUAGUGUUUAAUCACAAAAGCACUUAUUUAUAUUUCUAAAGUGAUUCUAAACCAUACUGUUGAAGUUCUAGUUUACAGUUAACAGUCAGGAAAAGCUAUUGGUGGUCAAGUCCUAUUAAUAAGGAGCUUAAGUAGAUGGUCCAAAAACCUGAUAUCAAUAUUGGCAAGGAAAAAAUAGGGCCUUGGCCAGCAUCUGUAACUCUGUUUAUAUAAAGAUUGAGAGGUUAAUGGUAUUUGGCACGUGAAGGCAGCCACUUGUCAUUGACAAAGUCCUUUAAGAUUUUUCAUCAUCUCUGAGUUGAAGGUGUCUGGCUUCAUUUCUAUUGGUACUAAAGUCUUCUGUUUGCUUCCCAACCCAUUCUAUGCUUUGGUUAAGCAUUCAUUUCUUUUUAUCUAUGUCCAUAUUCUUUUCCUCUUAUCUAGCCCCAAAACUAAGUGAACAGUUUUUUAAAACAUUGCAUGAACAGUUUAGGAGGUUCAUGUAGUGCAGAAACCAUUAAGUCCAGGUAAGAAGACACCACCCCUGUCCCCCGGCCUAAUAUUACAGAACAUAAAAUUUAAGACUCAGCUCUUAGUGCUGAACAGGUUGGUGACUGCCUUUCUCCUGUUGAGGGGUUUUCAAGAAUAAAAACCUGCCUAUUUCUUUGUCCCAGUACAUUCUUGAAUUGGGACAGUUUAAUCAUGUGUAAUGUACAGAGAGAACUAAUGUCCAUUUUUUGAGGUGGAGAGGGUGGUGGAGAGAACAUGAUUGCUUUAUUCCUAAAGGCUCUCUGUAAAAAGAGGGGAAAAAAAUCAGACAUUGAUUUAACAUUUGUGUCUAUUUUAAGACAUUUAACAGCACCUUUUUGUUCUCUUUCAUUGAGGAUUUAUGUUAUUUCAUGUUGUUUAUCCUUCCCUUCUUUAACCUAUUGAGGUGGGGAAGGAUAUUUUUAGUUUAGAAUUCUUAGGUUUUUAAUAUAACCCACUUGCUUUUCACUAUCUAGCUCACUCAAAUGUACAAAAACAGUUUAAGGAAAUAACGUGGAGUAAUGGAAAUGGCAUAAGACUUAAAAUCAGCCAAGCUGGGUUCAGAUGCUAGCUAUAUUCCUAGCUACCAUUUUAACAUUUUUUUGGAUGAACUGAAUUGCUGAGCCUUACUUAUUUAACUCAUUUAGAAAAUGGGCAUUAGCACCUAUUAACAAAUACUAUAUAUAAAGCAAUGAACAUAGGGUCUGGCACAUAGUUGGUCCUUAAUAAAUGCCAACUGUUAUAGUUAACCAAGAAACAUUUGUGGGGCACCUACUGUAUAUUAGGGACUGUGCUCAUUGCUUUAUAUAUUUUAACCCAUUUUACCCAUGGGCUAACAGAUGCCCAGAGGUUAGGCAAUACCAUCUCAAUUUCCAGGAGUUCGUUAUGACAGGAAACUUACUUUGUCAUCUGAUAGAGCAAAGGUUCUGACAUGUUCUCUACCAAGUUCCUAGUAUAGCAUAUUCUCCAUCAUGAAUAACUAAUUAUCAGUGGAGUAUAUUAAAUGGUCUCUGUGAGAAUUAUCUCUUUUCUUCCUGGUUGAAGUGACACUGAAGGCAGGCAGAUUAGUAUUUAAAAGGGAGAUUGAAGAGAAGAUCUAACCAAGCUCUGGGAUUGCUAUGUCAGGUACUUAACCAACAUAUAUUGCUUUGGAAACCAAGCGUUAAGUUGUCCCACUCCAAGAACAUGAUGGAACAAAGAAUUUGUUGGAUUAUAUUCUUAAACACUUCAACAGGAAGAUAAGCAGUUGCAUAGAUUCUCACCUGUUUUCUUCUACCCAUGUGGCUGCAUGUUCUUGGCUUUUUUCUGAUGUAAGGAAGAAGUGAAUCCUAGGAUGUCCACUUUAAAGACAAGCAAAGAUUAAGAAGGCAAGCAAAGAUAAAAGACAAGCAAAGAUCAACUUUGUGGAUCCGCCCCAAUCCGUUGUCUAGAAGGAAGGGAAAGACCAGCCAUUCCUGGAACUUGAGCUCUGAAUGUUUAAUCCUGUCCUUUGGGGGCUGGAAGUGAUCCUAAUGUGAUCCUUAUGAGAACAAACUGCUGAAAUCCACUGACCCAGUGCUGUUCUCUCUGCCCAUUGGAGUCCCCUUAGUCCCUCCUCACCAGAUUCUCAUGGAUUGACUGAGCCUUUAGAGUGGAAGUUUUCCCAAACAAGACAACCAAAACUGUUCAUCUGAUAACUGGUUUUAUUUUUCCUGUUCAUUUUAAAUGUAGGGCUAACAGGUCAUGAUGAUUUUGAACCUGGGGAUAAGGAGAGAUCUAUGCUAAUGUUUACAUGAUUUUUCUAGGAAGAGAGUAAAGAAAUUUUGAUCCCCUUGGUACCACCUAAUAUACAUGCUCUCAUUUUUAAAAUGUAUUGUGUGUCUUAAGCAUUUGGUUAAAGUUUUUGCAUAUAGAUUUGUUAUUCCACAUUAAGGCAUGUAGAAAUGGUCACUGGCAUAAGGAACUUUCCAAAGCUAAAGAGAAUUCUGGCUGCAUUAGUUUUUCUUCCUUGCCAGGUUCCUGAGGUCGUUUCCUGGUGUUCAUUCCCUUUUCCGAGUUUCAUCUUCUCUCAAGAGAGCUCAAAUCAGGGAAGAUGUCUUGAAGGUUCUGAGGACCACCGUCCUUCCAUUCAUUCACAUAGUCACAGACACUUAACGAGUGCAUUCUCUGGGCAACCACUGAACUCUCUGCUUAGGGAUGCAAAGAUGAAUGACUUGUCCUCUGCACUCAGAUCUAAACUGAGGCACACAGAGAGGAGGUUAAGUGAUAUAAAACCCCACAAAUAGCAUUUUCUUUUCACUACUCUGUUCCAAUUCAACUGAGAAAAACCAAUUGAAUUUUUAUGCUAACAAUUCAGAAAUUUGAAUAGGCCCCUGGACCAUGUCAGUUCGCCAGAGUGUUUAAUGCCCUUACACAGCUUUCUGUGUUGGAGAGUUGUAUAAACAAAUGGCCUAGCUUAUAACGUUAAGAUGGGCUACCUAAAUGCCAUUUCUUGACUUAAUAUAGGAGCUGGCAUUCAGCUUCUUGCCGUCUUGAUUCCUGUCAUCUCGAGUGCCUGUCAUCUCUGGUUCUUGGGUUCUGAGAAAGUGGCACUGGAGACUAAAAAGUAGAUUUCCUAAUAGAAAUGUUACUUUCCCCAAUGGUGAGCCCAUACAGGGUUGGUAGAAGGUCAAGUUUCUUUUAUUUUAGCUGGAAGUAUAUUGCCUCAGUUUGAAUACUAUACAUUUAAUAGAUGAAAAAUGAAAAUUAGCUUUUACUUGAUAUCAAGGAAAAAAUGAAUUUUACUUGGUAUCAGAAUACGGGAACCGUGGGGAUAAAAUAAUAAAAGGGUCCUUGGUGAAAAGAUCAGAGAGACGAUGUCAGAAUGUUGCAUUUUUCUAUUAAGAUUUUUAACAAUAACCUAUAAAGUUGGGCCUUGCCCCUUCCACUAGGAAGUGUCAGAGGAAGCCUAACUCACAGUCAGAACUUUUCCCCAUUUCAUAGCAGAACUGAGGCCAUUCAUGCACUUCCAUCUGCAUUGUCAGUGGAGAAUACAUGAAGAGUAUCAGGGUGCUCCCCUUCCUAGCCAGAAUUAUAUCAGCAUAGCCUACAGGGGAGCCUGAACUCCAACUUCUACCCAGCAGUGACAAGGAGCCCUCUCCUCUGUGUGUCAGCUGAGGCAGAGAGGAGAACCUGAACUUCCAUCUCCAUCCAGCUGUAAUGAGGCAGUGUCUUGUUCCCCAGCUGGAGCAGUACCCGAGGCCAGCUAAAACAGGUCUCAGAAGAGCCCUGCUAAAACACAAGGCAAUGAUAUCCAGAUUCUCAUAAUAUCCAAAAUGUUCAAUGAAAAAUCACUUUCAAUGAAAAAUCACUUAUCAUACCAAGAACCAGGAACAUCUUAACUUGACUAACAAAGGACAAUCAACCAACAGCAAUCCUGAGAUGACACAGAUGUUAGAAUUACCUGGUGAGGAUUUUAAAGCAGCCAUCAUAAAAAUGCUUCAACAAACAAUGAACACUUUAGAAAUAAAUGAAAAAGUCUCAGCAAGGAAGUAGAAAGUCUCAACAAACAGGUAGGAGAUAUAAGAAAAACCAAUUUAAAAUUUUAAAAUUAAAAAAUAUAACUGAAAUUAAAAAAAAACAAAAACCUCCAUGAAUGAGUUCAACAACAGAAUAAAGAGGAUAGAGGAAAAAAUCAGUGAACUUGAAAAUGGAACCAUGGAAAUUUACCAAUUGAACAAUGGAGAAAAUAGACUGAAAAAUAAUAAAAUUUCUCAGGAAAAUUUGAGAUUAUAACAUAUAAUAUUCAUAUCAUUAGAAUUCCAAAACAGGAGAAAGAAGGUGUGAGAUGAAGAAGUAUUGAAAGAAAUAGUUUCUAAAAUUUCCCCAAAUUUAUCAAGAGACAUAAACCUAUAGAUUCAAAAAGCUGAGUGAACUCCUAACAGGAUAAACCAAAAAAAAAAUCCACAUCAAAGCACUUCACAGUCAAACUUCUGACACCAAAAAAGAAAAAUUAUUGAUAGCAGUGAGAAAUGACAUCUCACCCACUGCCGGGGCAGAGGCUGAGGGACAGCACAGCGGUGGGUCUAUAUGGCAGCAGCUCUGUGGGGCCUGGCUGUCCAGCUCUCACACUCGGCCACCCCUGGCUCCUAUAGGGUCAUCUGCAAGGGGCUGACACGCAUACUGCUCACUUUCUUCGACCUGGCCUGGUGGUUGCGCAUCAACUUCCCUUGCGUCUACAUCAUAGCUUCCAUGAUGCUCAAAGUCCACCAGGUGCAUACUGAGAUCCAUUGAAGGCCGUCCUUGGACUGACAAAUGUGUCCUUAGGCUCAGGGUGUCAGAGAACAAUAGCAUGAGGGACGGAAAGAGGGACUCUCAGCAUCCGCCUCAUAGAAGAGAAGGGAGUGGAUGAUGAUUCAGACAAAGUAUUGUGUAGACUUAACAGAACACAGAAGGAGAGCCCUUGCCCCUCAGAUAUAACUUCCAGGAUGAAUAAGCCUGCAGUCGAUGUAAAUGGUAAUUCACAAAAUGAGGAGUUAUCAUUGGAAAUGAAAAAUGAUCUGAGUGAGGUCAGCCUCUUGCUUCAAAGCCCUUCCAUAUUUGCAAGAAUCAAUAAGAAGAAAUUCAGCUUCAGCAGCUGCUCAGAGAGAGACUGGAUCUGUUCUUUGCUCCUGCAGAAGAGUGUUUUGCGGGGGUGUCCUGUGGCAUUGGGGAAGCUCAGGUGAGGCACUGUCUGGGAGGAGGGUACAUGGCCACUGACAGCCACAGAGGACAGAGCCCCAAAGGAGAGCCUUGGGGAGUCAGGACUAUAGUGCCCUCAAAAAUGGUCAGGCGGGAUUUGUGAGGAUGAACCAUCAAGUGUUUUUCUGGAGAAGCUAGACUCUGAGUUGGAACUGUCUUGCCUACGUUCCAUCCUGUCUAUACUGUUGCAGCACAUCCCAAAUAUUCUUGAAGAGACAAAAUGUGUUUUCCCUGGCCAUUCAAAACUCAUGUUUUCAGAGCAAACAGUAGACUACAAGAAAAUGCUUUCACAUGAAAAAAGUACCUCAAAUGAUCUGCAGAUAACACUGGCAUUAUUGGCUCUACAAGCUUUUGAAUUGGCAAAUCUCUUAUGCCAUAGUUAAGGUACAAGCAGAACAAGAAAAAUAGUGAGACUAAUUUUAAAAGUCGUCCUAGAAUGAUUUCUUUUGCAUUGUCUGGAUGCAAACGGUGCAGCCAUGUAGCUCCUGCUUUGGUUUGUAUGACCAGAUAGACUUAAAGUAAGUGGAAUUCAAAUUCAUGGAAAGCUGGCUGAUAUGGAAGGAAAUUUUUGACUUUUAAAUUGUGCUUGAAAGACAUUCAGGAUUGGGAAACCAUUUCAAGGACAAUAUUGAUAUAUCCUAUAUAAAUAUCAGAUUAGAACCUAAAGAUUUAAUAUGAAGUUUUUAAUAUAUCUUCAACACCCAUUCUAAAGGGCUGUUGUCCCAGAUACUGUCUCUGACCAUCUACUGGAAGUAGAUAUUUGUAAAAUCAACCCCUCUGUACUUGCUCUGAGCCAGGCUGAGUUGAUGGUAAGCUGUUACUGUUCCUGCAUUUUGUAGAAUAAUUUUGGUCAACAAAAUUUGAUUUCUUUUCUCACAUGCCUUUCCUUCCACUUGAAAUGCAAUAAAUGGAGGCCCUACGGUGAAAGUUGCAAUAUUAACCUUACCUUUAGAUAAACCUUUCUCUAAUUAGGAACCCUAGCAGUGUUAUUUGAAAUAAAAAUGAGCUUGAGACUAUCUGCCGUUGCUCAGUUACAGAGAGGCAAAUUAAGUAUUUCCCUUAUAGAAGGUUUCCAGUUUCUAGGAGUUGAGGUCUCUCUUACACUAACAUUUUUCCGAGUUACCUCCUUUUGUUGUGUGUGGAUACCUUUGACAAAAGGCACUUAAGAGUGUAAGUUUUUAAGGAGUCCCAAAGUCAGACUUAACCAAUUUCGGAAUUAUUGAUUGCAUAUAUCAGUUUAUAUUGUGUACUAAAUUACUAUGUCGUGUGCUAUUUUAGUGUUUUGGGAAAAUGAAAAAUA